This is a messenger RNA of Mesoplodon densirostris (Blainville's beaked whale), 3284 nucleotides long. It is a transcript of the gene PPP6R1, whose product is annotated as protein phosphatase 6 regulatory subunit 1. The coding region runs from base 533 to 3169 and encodes 878 amino acids. Gene Ontology annotation, cellular component: cytosol; nucleus. The record is from RefSeq and is a predicted model, not a curated record. The transcript has 24 exons. Gene Ontology annotation, molecular function: protein phosphatase binding; protein phosphatase regulator activity. Lineage: Eukaryota; Metazoa; Chordata; Mammalia; Artiodactyla; Ziphiidae.
AUUGUGGGAUAGUGGCGGUCGGAGCCGGGCGUCUGAGGCCCUGAAGGCGACUGCAAAGCCCGGGAGCCUCGCCGGUGUGGGGAAGGGGGCGGUGGAGGAAGUGGGCCUUGGCUUCCGUCAGCCGUUGCUCAGCACUGCGGCCUGUUCGGACUGCGGAGUAGGACGCCUUCUGUGACCGGCCCUUUUCCGCGGGGCGCGCCGGGCUGGGGAAACCGGGGCGACAUCCUAGCUGAGGGCCUACGCGGGCCUCGCGACCUCGCCAACCUCCCUCAGACACCUCGCCUGCGGGCCCCGGACCCCCGCCACGCGCGGCCGGCGCUGACCCCCGAAACUCUGGAACUCGGCACGCGAGGGCCCCCGUAGGCCCGAGACGCUUGCGCGAGCCCCGGCACCAGGGCGAGACCCCGCCGCCGCCCCCCGCCCCUACAUACCGGCUCCCUGAGGAGGGGCCGGAGCCGCCGGCGGCGGGGCGGGGGGGGCGCCCCGAUGAGCCCCGAGUGCGAGGAGCCGCCGCCCCCCCGCGCAGGGCGCCAUGUUUUGGAAGUUUGACCUGCACACGAGCUCGCACCUCGACACGCUGCUGGAGCGGGAGGACCUGAGCCUGCCCGAGCUGCUGGACGAGGAGGACGUGCUGCAGGAGUGCAAGGUCGUCAACCGAAAGCUGCUGGACUUUCUGCUGCAGCCGCCACACCUGCAGGCCAUGGUGGCCUGGGUCACCCAGGAGCCACCGGCCAGCGGCGAGGAGCGGCUGCGCUACAAGUACCCCAGCGUGGCCUGCGAGAUCCUGACGUCGGACGUGCCCCAGAUCAACGACGCGCUGGGUGCGGACGAGUCCCUCCUGCACCGGCUUUACGGCUUCCUGCAGAGCAGCGGCAGACUCAACCCGCUGCUGGCCAGCUUCUUCAGCAAGGUCAUGGGCGUCCUCAUCAACCGCAAGACCGACCAGCUCGUGUCCUUCUUGCGGAAGAAGGACGAUUUUGUGGACCUGCUGCUGCAGCACAUCGGCACCUCGGCCAUCAUGGACCUCCUGCUGCGCCUCCUCACCUGCGUGGAGCGGCCGCAGCUGAGGCAGGACGUGGUCAACUGGCUCAACGAGGAGAAGAUCGUCCAGCGGCUCAUCGAGCAGAUCCACCCAUCGAAGGACGACAAUCAACAUUCCAACGCCUCCCAGUCCCUGUGCGAUAUCGUCCGCCUGAGCCAGGAGCAGAUGAUCCAAGUGCAGGACAGCCCGGAGCCUGACCAGCUGUUGGCCACCCUGGAGAAGCAGGAGACGAUCGAGCAGCUUCUGAGCAACAUGUUGGAGGGGGAGCAGAGCCCGUCUGUCAUUGUGAGCGGGAUCCAGGUGCUACUGACGCUGCUGGAGCCCAGGAGGCCCAGGUCCGAGUCUGUGACUGUGAACAACUUCUUCAGCAGCGUGGAUGGGCAGCUGGAGCUUCUAGCCCAGACACCCCUGGACAACGCCGUGUCCAGCGUGGGGACCCUGCAUGCCCUGCGCCCACGGCUCAGCCGCUUCCACCAACUCCUGCUAGAGCCGCCUGAGCUGGAGCCGCUGCGCACGACAUGGGGCAGCCUGGCCCCGCCGCUGGGCAACACGCGGUUGCACGUGGUCAAGCUGCUGGCCAGCGCCCUGAGCGCCAGCGACGCGGCCCUGACCCAGGAGCUCCUGGCGCUGGACGUGCCCAACACCCUUCUGGACCUCUUCUUCCACUAUGUGUUCAACAAUUUUUUGCACGCCCAAGUGGAGGUGUGUGUGAGCACUAUGCUGAGCUCUGGACCUCCUUCCAACAGCAGCUCUGACGCGCCUGCCCAGAACCCUGUCGUGAAACACCUGCUGCAGCAGUGCCGCCUGGUGGAGCGCAUUCUGACUUCCUGGGAGGAGAACGACCGCGUGCAGUCCGCAGGGGGCCCUCGGAAAGGCUACAUGGGCCACUUGACAAGGGUGGCCAACGCCCUGGCGCAGAACUCGGAGAAGGGGCCCAACGCCGAGCAGCUGGGGCAGCUGCUGAAGGAGCUGCCAGAGGAGCAGCGGGAGCGGUGGGAGGCGUUCGUGUCGGGACCCCUGGCGGAGACCAACAAGAAGAACACCGUGGACCUGGUGAACACCCACCACCUGCACUCCUCCAGCGACGAUGAGGAAGACAGGCUCAAGGAGUUGAACUUCCCGGAGGAGGCAGUGCUGCAGCAGGCCUUCAUGGACUUCCAGAUGCAGCGCAUGACCUCAGCCUUCAUCGACCACUUUGGCUUCAACGACGAGGAGUUUGGGGAGCAGGAGGAGAGCGUGAACGCGCCUUUCGACAAGACGGCCAACAUCACCUUCUCCCUCAACGCAGAUGACGACAGCCCCAACGCCAACCUGCUUGAGAUAUGCUACAAGGACCGGAUCCAGCAGUUCGAUGAUGAGGAGGAGGACGAGGAAGAGGGCCAGGGUUCAGGGGGGUCUGAUGGAGAGGAUGGUGCCUGGCAGGGCGGCCAGCUGGCCAGGGGGGCCCGCCUGGGCCAGCCCCCAGGUGUGCGGAGCGGAGGCAGCACAGACAGCGAGGAGGACGAGGACGAUGAGGAGGACGAGGACGACGAGGAUGGUGACCGGCGGGUGGCCCGUGGCAGGGCUGGGCCCACCCCUCAUCCCAGCCCCGGGCCCCAGCCUCCAGGCCCCAGCUGGACAGCUACCUUUGACCCAGUGCCUGUGGAUGCCCCAACUGGCCCCCAAGCCUGCAGGGAGAAGGAACCGCACUCUGGGCCCCCUGCCCCACAGGAGCCCCGCAGCGGGCCCCCAGACCUCCCUGCCCCGAGCCCAGCUGGCCCUGCGGCCCCCAGCACCCUGCAGCUCAGGUCUCAGGAUCCCAUCCCUUCCUCAGCACCUCAGGAAGCCACAGACGGCAGCAAAGUAGCGGAGCCCUCGGCCCCCUGCCAGGCCUUGGUCAGUGUUGGGGACCUCCAGGCCACCCUCAGAGGGACGCACUCCGCCCCCAGCUCCUUGGACAGUGCAACCAGAGACCCUGCUACCUCUGUCCCGGCCCCCAGGGCCCACCAGCCCCCCCAGACCACAGAGGGGGUGAAGAGCCCAGAGUCCUUGGGGCUCCCCCAAAGCCAGAGUGCCCUGGCCCUCGAGCCACUUCGGAUGCCCAAUGGCUCUGCCCCAGGAGGGCCGGCGUCCCCGGGCUCCCAGUAACUGCCUGGUCCCAGUGGUGGCCGCCAAAUCCUCCGUACUCCACGUGGACCCUGUCCGGGUGGGGGCAGGGCAGGUUCCGCAGUGGCCCUGUUGCCCCAUCACCCCAUCCCUACCC